AUGAAUUGGACGAUGAUGAGGUUAUCAAGGCGGGAUAUGUGCUUGCAUAGAAUGGUUAAAAGGGACGAAAUGAGGCCGUGGGCCGAGGUCCGAGCGCGUGGAAAUCCGGGGAAGGUGCGAGCGGACGACAUGGAGCCAUCCGUGCUUGCCAUGCGCAUGGAUGGGCAAUCACGGAGCCACGGAGCCACGGAGCCCACAGCAAGGGACGGGGGGUCAUGCAGUUCGUGCGACUGCCGAACCGAGCGACGCGUCGCACUUUUACCUAGCAGCAGUACGUAG
Molecule: messenger RNA, 279 nt
Organism: Purpureocillium lilacinum
Lineage: Eukaryota; Fungi; Ascomycota; Sordariomycetes; Hypocreales; Ophiocordycipitaceae
Source: RefSeq, a predicted model, not a curated record